This is a messenger RNA of Castor canadensis (American beaver), 461 nucleotides long. The record is from RefSeq and is a predicted model, not a curated record. NCBI's taxonomy places the organism in Eukaryota, Metazoa, Chordata, Mammalia, Rodentia, Castoridae.
AUGAUGGGCUACAAUGAAGUGAGGGCACGACAGCUGGGGAUUCUGGGCUACGCCCACACUCUCCUGGUGCUGCAGCUGCUCUCCAUCACACUCUUGGCUGGGGUUCUGCUGGCCAUCCUUGCCCAAGGUUCCAAGGACCCCAGCUCUCCAGGGAUGGAGAACAUCUACCAGGAACUGAGCCAGCUGAAGGCUGAAGUGGACCUCCUGUGCCACCGCUGCCCCUGGGACUGGUCCUUCUUCCAAGGAAAUUGUUACUUCUUCUCCAAGAUCCAAAAUGACUGGAAUAACUCUGUCCUUGCCUGUCAGGAAGCAGGAGCCCGACUAGUGGCUAUCAAAAGUGAUGAGGAGAAGACCUUCCUGCAAGUGAUGUUUAAGACGACAAAAGCAGCCUGGAUUGGUCUCUCAGACCUGACAAAUGAAGGCAGGUGGCACUGGCUGGAUGGCUCACCUCUGUCACAAAG